AUGGAUGCUCGUCAAGUGUUGCAGAGCACUCUCUCAGCAGAUGCGGCGGAACGUUCCAAUGCUGAGCAGCAGCUCGCCCAUGCCGCGGAGGUAGACUUCGCCGCCUAUCUCACCACCCUCGGCCAGGAACUGGCCAACGAAGACAGCCCCCCUCACAUCCGUGUCGCCGCCGCAGCGAUGGGCUACACAGAUCCCCUUGGACACCAAGACGCAGGUCAAGGAGCUCGCCCUCAAGACUCUGCACUCCCCAACACCCGCGCCGGAAAUGCCGCCGCUACAUUGAUCGUUUCGAUUGCCUCCAUCGAGCUACCGCGCAAUGAGUGGCCCGACCUGAUGAACAUUCUCGUCCAGAACGUGGCGAGCGGCACCGACGCUCUGAAGCAGUCCUCCCUGACGACUAUUGGUUUCAUUUGCGAGUCUCAAGACCCUGAUCUCCGUGCUAGCUUGACUUCUCACUCCAACGCUAUCUUGACCGCCGUCGUCCAGGGUGCCCGUCGCGAGGAGCCCAACAUGGAGGUUCGUUUUGCCGCUAUUGCUGCUCUUAGCGAUGCCGUCGAUUUCGUGCGCUCCAAUAUGGACAACGAGGGCGAGCGCAACUACAUUAUGCAGGUGGUCUGCGAGGCCACCCAGGCCGAGGAGGUCCGCGUGCAGGCCGGUGCCUUUGGCUGCUUGAACCGCAUCAUGGGUGCCUAUUACGAGAAGAUGCGCUUCUACAUGGAGAAGGCUCUGUUCGGCCUCAGCAUCAUGGGCAUGAAGAGCGAAGAGGAGGAUGUUGCCAAGCUAGCUAUCGAGUUCUGGUGCACUGUGUGCGAGGAAGAGAUUGCUAUUGAGGAUGACAACGCCGAGGCCCAGCAGGAGGGUGUCGAGGCUCGUCCAUUCUUCGGCUUCGCCCGCGUUGCCACUCGCGAAGUUGUUCCCGUUCUGCUGCAGGCCAUGUGCCGCCAGGAUGAGGAUGCUGAUGACAAUGAGUACAACGUGUCGCGUGCUGCCUACCAGGCUCUGCAGCUGUACGCUCAGUGUGUGCAGGGUGAUGUCAUUCAGCCCGUGGUCACUUUUGUUGAGGAGAACAUUCGUAACGAAGACUGGCGCCGCCGUGAUGCCGCCGUUGCCGCCUUCGGCGCUAUCAUGGAGGGCCCCGAGCCUAGCGUUUUGGAGCCUCUGAUCAAGCAGGCUCUGUCUGUUCUCUUGGGCAUGAUGGAGGAUUCGUCUGUCUCCGUCCGCGAUUCCACUGCCUACGCUCUUGGUCGUGUCUGUGACUGCUGCCCCGAGGUUUUGGACCCCAAUGUGCACCUGCAACCCCUUAUCUCUUGCCUUUUCAACGGCCUUGCCAGCAGCCCUAAGAUUGCCAGCUCCUGCUGCUGGGCUUUGAUGAACGUUGCCGACCGUUUCGCCGGCGAUGCUGGGUCCCAGACCAACCCUCUUUCCAAGCACUUUGAGGACAGUGUGAAGUCCCUGCUUGCUGUGACUGAGCGCCAGGACGCUGAUAACCAGCUCCGCACCGCCGGUUACGAAGUUCUCAACUCCUUCGUUCUGAACUCGGCCAACGACAGCCUCGCCAUGGUGGCUACCCUUUCGGAUCUUAUCCUCCAGCGCCUCGAGCAGACCAUCCCCAUGCAGCAGCAGGUUGUCAGCACAGAGGAUCGGAUUCUGUUGGAGGAGAUGCAGACUAGUUUGAUCAGUGUCAUCCUGGCUAUUGUCCAGCGCUUCGAGACUGACAUCAAGCCCCAGGCUGACCGCAUCAUGCACGUCCUGCUCCAGGUCUUGCAGACUGUCGGCCCCAAGUCCAGUGUUCCCGAUGUUGUCUUUGCUACUGUCGGUGCUGUUGCCAGUGCUCUCGAGGAGGACUUCAUCAAGUACAUGGAAUCCUUCAAGCCCUUCCUGUUCAACGCUCUCGGCAACCAGGAGGAGCCCGGUCUCUGCUCCAUGGCCAUCGGCCUUGUUAGCGACAUUGCCCGUGCUCUUAACGAGAAGGUCCAGCCUUAUUGCGAUGACUUCAUGAACUUGCUCCUCAGCAUUUUGCGCACUUCCACCAACCAGCUUAAGCCUGCUAUUCUGGAGACCUUCGGUGACAUCGCCCAGGCGAUCGGCACUGCCUUCAACACCUACCUGACUGUUGUCGGCCAGGUCCUUCAGCAGGCUUCUUCGGUCACCACUAGCUCUGACCUCCCAUACGACAUGGUUGACUACAUUGUCUCCCUGCGCGAGGGUAUCAUGGAUGCCUGGGGCGGUAUCCUCCUGUCCUACAAGGGCAGCCCUGAUAUUGCUCAGAUCCAGCCCUUCGUCGAGUCCAUCUUCCAGCUGCUCCACAUCAUCUCGCAGGAGGGUAACCGCAGUGAGGGCUUGAUGCGCUCCGCUAUGGGUGUCCUUGGUGAUCUUGCCGACGCUUUCCCCAACGGUGAGCUUGCCGCUUACUUCCGCAACGACUGGGUCACCACCCUCGUUCGUGAGACCCGCACAACUCGCCAGUACAGCCCGCGAACCAUUGAGACUGCUCGCUGGACUCGUGAGCAGGUCAAGCGCCAGAUCAACAUGAGCACUGGCAUGGCCUAA
This is a messenger RNA of Penicillium maclennaniae, 2550 nucleotides long. Its product is annotated as karyopherin beta. The transcript is spliced from 5 exons. Gene Ontology annotation, biological process: protein import into nucleus. Gene Ontology annotation, cellular component: cytoplasm; nucleus. Gene Ontology annotation, molecular function: nuclear import signal receptor activity. NCBI's taxonomy places the organism in Eukaryota, Fungi, Ascomycota, Eurotiomycetes, Eurotiales, Aspergillaceae. The record is from RefSeq and is a predicted model, not a curated record. The coding region runs from base 1 to 2550 and encodes 849 amino acids.